Messenger RNA from Setaria italica (foxtail millet), 1224 nucleotides. Its product is annotated as CASP-like protein 2C2. The coding region runs from base 253 to 813 and encodes 186 amino acids. The record is from RefSeq and is a predicted model, not a curated record. Lineage: Eukaryota; Viridiplantae; Streptophyta; Magnoliopsida; Poales; Poaceae. The transcript has 3 exons.
GGGGCACCAACACCAUGGUCUGGUACGCGUCGCGCAGCGGCGUCGAGCGCCAAACGCAAGGCGUGCGCCUAUAAGACCCGGCCGACCCGCCGCCAACGCAGGCGAGGCAACAACCACUAGGCGCGCGGGGGGCCUCGGCUGUUCAGCGCGAGAGAGUUCACGCGCCUCGUGCCUGCUCGAUCUUGGAGAGGAGGGAUCGGGUCGGAGCAGGCCGGUCACGCGCGCGGCUAGGUAACUGUUGAAGGCGAGGAGAUGGUGGCGGCGGCGAGGGCGUCGGAGGUGAAGGCGGAGGGGUUCCUGCGGGGCGCGUGCGCGGCGCUGGCGGCGGCGUCCGCGCUGCUGGUGGGGCUCAGCACGCAGACGGAGACCGUGCUGCUCGUCAGGAAGAAGGCCACCGUCAGGGACGUCCAGGCCCUCUGGGUGCUGGCAAUGGCGGCGGCCGUGGCGGCGGGGUACCACCUGCUGCAGCUGCUCAGGUGCUUCUACCUCGGCCGCGUCGGCGGCGUCAACCCCUGCCGCCGGAGCAGCAGGGCUUUGGCAUGGAUAUGCCUCCUGCUCGACAAGGCGUGCGCGUACACGACGUUCGCGACGACGGUGGCGGCGGCGCAGGCGUGCGUGAUCGCGCUGGACGGCGCGCACGCGCUGCAGUGGACCAAGCUCUGCAACAUCUACACGCGCUUCUGCGAGCAGAUCGCCGGCAGCCUCGUGCUCGGGAUCCUCGCCGCCGCCGGCACCGCCGUCCUCUCCGCCGUCUCCGCGCGCAACGUCGUCCGCCUCUACCCGGCGCCGCCGCCGCCCUACGCCGCGCACUAGAAGCAGCGGUGGGCUCAAGGCGUCAGCUGGGCCGCGUGCGCUUCUCUGAAGAAUCUCUAACAACGAUGGGCCGUGACGAAAUGUAGGCCCAAGUGAAGAGUGAAGAUGGAGAUGUUAGUAGAAUUCUGCCUACUUUGGACUGUACUAUUUCGCUCUCUCCCUCCUCCCUCUCCAAAAAAAAGGGGUACUUGUAUGGUUUUUUUUGCUUUUGUUUCGUUUGAUAUGUUAGUGGAGAUGAGUACGUAUGUGUGCUAGUGUAUCUGUAUGUAUUUGCAGUGUAUUUUCGUAGAUAAUAAUAUGCUACGUCUUACCAGCAGUGCAGCUAAAGAAAAAAAAACAGCAGUUACUGCCUGCUGUAAAGGAGUUGUACUGCUGUAGUGACAAUAUUGCAGUAGGACUUUCAUACCUCAA